Molecule: messenger RNA, 1979 nt
Organism: Corylus avellana
Lineage: Eukaryota; Viridiplantae; Streptophyta; Magnoliopsida; Fagales; Betulaceae
Gene: NIP5;1
Product: NOD26-like intrinsic protein 5;1
Biological process (GO): transmembrane transport
Cellular component (GO): membrane
Molecular function (GO): channel activity
Source: RefSeq, a predicted model, not a curated record
CUUUUCUCUCUCUCUCUAUAUAUAUAAAUGCCCACGCAGAUCCUACGUCCCACUCCCUUGUCUCUAUUCAUUUCCGUUUCUUCUUCUUCUUCUUCUUCUUCUUCCGCGAACUGAAUAUCCAGAUACCAACCCAGCUUUUCAAUAUUUCUUUUAUCUCGCUGCUGAAUUUGGUUUGAAGCUGGAUCCCUCAGUUUUCACUAGUCUUCCUUGAUCAUACCUCCAUAAAAGCUUUGAUAGCAUGUAAAUCUGCCCUUCUUUUGGUUCUAGCCUAACCCCUGGCUCGCUUCAGUCCUCACAUCCCUUAGCAAUACAUUCAUAAAAGCCUAAACAGCAUGUAAUUGUAUUCCCUCUUCUCCAAAAAAACCCAACAAAAACAAAAAAAGUUUUACUGUCAUCCGAUUUCUUUAAGUUCAUUAUUAUGUUGAGUCGUUGAUUAUCUGUAUUCUCUAGUGUUACCUAUCCUGGCCAAGAUUCAAACCCUCGUGUAGCCACACCUUUAUAAAAAUUACUCAAUCAUGUAAUUUAUAUCCUUCUCGUUAAUCACCAGCGUCCAAUCAAAACCAAAAAAAAAAAAAAAAAAAAAAAAUUAUUUUUAUUUUUAUCAAGGUAGGUUGUGUUAGUUCCAAGAAAAAAAAAAAAAAAAAAACAGAGAAAAAUGCCGGAAUCAGAGGCUGGUACCCCACCGGUGUCGGCUCCGGCGACGCCCGGGACCCCAGCUCCGCUUUUUACAUCUCUUCGAGUGGACUCGCUAUCAUACGAUCGCAAUUCAAUGCCGCGAUGCAAGUGCUUGCCUGUUAAUGCGCCAACUUGGGGGCAACCACACACCUGCUUCACCGACUUCGCAGCACCCGAUGUCUCUCUCACUCGGAAGCUUGGAGCAGAGUUUGUGGGAACAUUCAUCCUGAUAUUUAUGGCUACAGCCGGACCAAUUGUGAACCAAAAAUACAACGGAGCGGAGACACUGAUAGGGAAUGCAGCAUGUGCAGGGCUGGCAGUGAUGGUCGUGAUUCUGUCGACGGGUCACAUAUCGGGAGCACACCUAAACCCAUCCCUCACCAUUGCGUUUGCUACACUGCGCCACUUCCCUUGGCUCCAGGUUCCAGCCUACAUCGCAGCACAGGUUUCAGGAUCUAUUUGUGCUUCUUUCGCUCUCAAGGGUGUUUUUCAUCCCUACAUGUCCGGUGGAGUUACGGUUCCUUCUGUAACCACUGGCCAGGCUUUCGCACUCGAGUUCAUUAUCACUUUUAAUCUCCUUUUUGUUGUCACUGCUGUCGCCACCGAUACCCGAGCUGUGGGAGAGUUGGCGGGUAUAGCAGUUGGAGCUACCGUUUUGCUCAACAUUCUUGUGGCUGGGCCAACAACCGGUGGUUCAAUGAAUCCCGUGCGUACACUGGGGCCGGCAGUUGCAGCAGGCAACUAUAAGUCAUUGUGGAUAUACCUGGUGGCGCCCACACUUGGGGCCCUCACCGGUGCAGGUACCUAUACAGCCGUGAAGCUCCGAGAAGACGAGGUUGAAGCACCGCGGCAGGUCAGGAGCUUCCGUCGCUAGGGGGACGCGCGAAAGGCCUAAUAGUCCCUGCCCUUAGUAGUUUGGACUUUAGUUGUAUGAUGUGAUAGAUUGAAAAAGUAAUAUAAUAAUUAGAAGAAUAAAAAAGGUGUGGAGGAGAUGUGAGGAUGUGACCGAAAGUCUACGCCCUAAAAAUUAAUUUGAGGAGUUGUAUAAAGUAUGCUACCUUUCCUUUGUAUGGUGUGUUGUCAUCUCACGGGGGUGUUUCUCCUUUUGGAUGGAAGUCUCCCUGAUGUUAAAUAUAAGCGCUUUGUAUUGCGGGGUCCUUCGAGAGGAAACCAAGCAGCUUGUAAUGAUGUGUGUAGUGUGUAGUGUGACCUUUGCUUUAUCAAAGAUAUUGAUGUGUGUAGUGUGUUUGUAAACUUUGCUAAUCAAUCAAAGUGCAUGAUGAGCACGAAUGGCUUGUUUUAUU